AGAGGAGGGCACUGCACCCGUAUCAGAUUUCACACCUAACCCAGCCAAAGUAGAGACAUAAACGGCAGCAAAUGGGAAGUGAGUGACCGGGACUCAAUGUGUUAACAUCCCUUACCUGUGUGGAAUGCGCCAGAUACACGCUUCAGCUUCAGGUCUUUAAUUGAUACCUGCACGUUUAUGAUGGCCCACAGCUUUCCUUACAUCCUCUCCGAGCGAACGAGACUCAUCCUGGUGACGGUUCUCCUGAUGCUGGUUUCUGAAGUCCAUUCCCAAGGCCGUCUGAAGCUGACUGUUCUGUCUGAAGAUCGGCUGCAGAUUAAAUGGAAGGAGGCGGAAGGGCCGGUGCAGGGCUAUAAGGUCCGUGUGCGGCCCAUCACAGAGGUUCCUCAGCCAGAGCUGAUGCUCACAACUACACGCGGCCGGGCCACGGUGGCAGGCCUGGACCCCAGACAGGAGUAUCUCCUCCAAGUUAUGGUGCUCAAUGGGACGCUGGAGAAACUCAUUGCAAAAAGACGCUUCACCAUCGAUGGGUUGCGGGAAGAAGAGUUGAUCCGCAGCGGGAACAGGGAGCAGAAGAAGAAAACUCACUCCAUUGGCUCUGAAUCUGGAGAGGCGGAUGACGUGACGGAAGCUCUAGCAGCCCUUCCCACUGUGCUCUACCAAGAACCAACGACUACAGAGCCUCCUGCUGUACCUGAGCUUGAGCCAGAAGUUGACAGAAACACCAAAGAAAAGAAAAAGAAGAAAGACAAGAAUCGAUCUAAGGGUAAAAUCGAGACUGAGGAUAAAAAUGAUCAAGAAGAAAAUGGAGGGAAGUCAGUGAGAGAAGAGGUCACCAUCACCAACAAACCGAGAAAAACCACCCCAACCCAAGCUGUCACAGCUGUUUCCACACGAAAGCCAUUUGAAUGCAGUGCUGGAGCUCAGGCUGAUCUGGUCCUUCUGGUGGAUGGAUCCUGGAGCAUCGGCCGUACAAACUUCAGAAAAGUGCGUGACUUCCUGGAGGGUCUGGCUGUCCCCUUUCACAUUGGGCCGCAGGGUGUUCAAAUAGCAUUAUCUCAGUACAGUGGAGAUCCACGGACAGAGUGGCAUCUUAAUAACUUCACCUCUAGAGAGCCACUUCUGGAGGCCAUCAGGAACUUCAGAUACAAGGGAGGCAACACUUUCACAGGUCAGGCUCUCAUACAUGCUCUUGAGAACAAUCUGAAGGAGGAGGUAGGGGCGCGACCCAACACCCCACAGUUCCUGCUGCUGUUGACUGAUGGGAAAUCUCAAGAUGAUGCCAUUGCUGCAGCCAACAGGCUGAAGAAUGCCGGCGUAGAGAUCAUUGCUAUAGGUGUGAAAAAUGCAGAUGAGGCAGAGUUGAGGCAGAUGGCGUCUGAACCGCUGGAGCUGAAUGUGUAUAACGUGAAUGAUUUUCCUCUGCUCAGUAAACUGGUGGGAAGACUAGCACGCAUCCUCUGUGGCAAGAUUGAAGACCGUAUUAAAGCGAAGAGAAUGGAGCGUCCCACUCAGGACCCAGUUCUGUCCUAUCCCAGCCCAACUGAUCUGCAGUAUGUAGGCCUAGGCUCGAGAGAAGUGCGGCUGCGUUGGAACAUCCCCAGCAAAAGUCCUCAGCAGUACAGAGUGGUGUACCACACCGCUGAAGGACAGAGUUUGAAAGAGGUGGUGGUGAAUGGAACAGACUCCACAGUUCUGCUGACAGGACUGUCCUCACAAACACAAUACCACCUGUCCAUCUUUCCUGUCUAUGAGAACAAUGUGGGCUCUGCUCUGAGAGGCACCUUCACCACUUUACCAUUGGCUAUACCUGAGGCUCUAGAGGUCACCGCUUCCUCCCCUAGCAGUCUGCGGGUGCGCUGGCAGCCGGCCACUGGAGCCACACAGUACAUGGCCUUAUACUCAGCACUCAAUGAUGGAGAGCCUGAUGAUGCCAAAGAGGUGAAGUUUGGACCAGCUCAGACGGACGUGGAGUUGGUGGAUCUGAUGCCAUCCACAGAUUAUUCAGUCACACUUUAUGCUCUUUUUGAUGAGGACCCCAGUGACCCAAUUACAGCCAUCGGCGCCACCUUCCCACUGCCGUCUCCUCUCAGUUUGCAGUUUCCCAUGGUCAGUCACAGCACUCUGAAGGUCACGUGGGUCCCUGGAGCUGUCGAUGUUCCUGCACACCGCAUCAUCUACAGCACCAAUCACGGCAGUGAUGUCAAGCAG
Molecule: messenger RNA, 2211 nt
Organism: Sinocyclocheilus grahami
Lineage: Eukaryota; Metazoa; Chordata; Actinopteri; Cypriniformes; Cyprinidae
Product: collagen alpha-1(XX) chain-like
Exons: 15
Molecular function (GO): protein binding
Source: RefSeq, a predicted model, not a curated record